Molecule: messenger RNA, 2465 nt
Organism: Amoebophrya sp. A25
Lineage: Eukaryota; Dinophyceae; Syndiniales; Amoebophryaceae
Source: the annotation of a GenBank genome assembly
AAUGAAGACAACGCUAGUAGCGCAGGCUUACCCGCAGGAACAAGAGCUGGGGCUUUAAGAACAAGCUUCGAUGCAGCGCGCGGCAUGGACCUAGGAGAUAUCACUGGCGAUGAUGCUCCUGGGACUGCCCAAGAGUCUGAACAAGACAGUGGCAUUAGUGGACAGGGUCGACAGAUUCGUAAACGCGAUGCGGUGAUGAUUGGAUCGGUAACUAAGGAGGAGCACGCGAAACGUCUGGCUCAGAUCAAGCGCAAGUACCUUAGCGGUUUCCACGACGUGAACGACAAGCAGGAGGCGAGGCGGAUGCAGCGCAAAAUCGAACUAACACAGUUUGCGGAGCGCAACCAUAUGCACUUGUACGACCUCACGAUAGAUGACUUGAUCGACGAAUAUCCGGAGCCGGUCGAAUCGGCCAUGCCGGAGACCCUUGCUGCAAAUCCUGAUACCAAUUUCUACCUUUACGUCGACGCUGCGACUGGACAAACGCCUCACAACGCGGCAACAUUUUUCUCGUACGAUCGGUAUGGCGCUGUCAGUAAAAUUGCAGGCGGUGGCGUGAAUAAACAGAUAAGAUCGGCACCCGUAGCGACCACAGUUGCUAGUUUUUCACCUCCUAGUGGAAAGUUCAAGCCCGAUAACAACGCAGAGCCUGCGUGGCGUAAAAUUCCAUUACAGAAGGAUAUGUGGCGCACGUUGAAGCACUUCGACUGGCGCUUUGUCGGCAAGAAAGUGAGGAGAAAAACAACACGUUCAAAAGCACACUCUACUAAGGUUGCCGAACCCGAUGAUGAAUAUACGCGGGUGGAGGAAGUGAUCGGCUUCAUUCCGGACGUGAUCGAUCAAGGAUCCUGCGGGAGCUGUUUUGCAGCAGGCUUGACAGGUAUGGCGACCGCUCGCUACUGGAUCAAGUAUCCGGAGACCAAGGGCGACUUCGAACUGCUCACUCCUCACAUGCUGGAGCAACAUGCUACCAUCGCAGGUCGUGUGGACGCGGUUCCAGAGGCCGCGCGUGGUCCGAAGAACCCCUUUGCCGGUGCCUCUUCUCGGCAUCAGGACAACCUACAGCAGCAAGCGUGGCUCCUGGAUGACGCCGGAGAAGGUCGCACCAGGCGGUUUUUCCAGCGUUUUGCUAUGGAGCAGCAAACCGAGGCUGUGGACUACAACCAAGGUUGCGGCGGCGGGGACCCUAUGCUCGAAGCGUUGUGGCUCACGGAGUUUCCGGGUGUGACCGAUUUCUGCUGGUUGGUUCUGCGGGCAGAGGGGGACGACGCGAAACGGCUCGAACUGCAGCAAACGCAUCCCGCCUGUCGCAGACAGUUCCAGGUUACUUCGUUCCAGUACAUCGGGGGCGCAGUGGGCGCAUGUGGUUUGAGCAGUAUCUGCGAAGAACUGAUGAUGCGAGAGCUCUUCCAGAACGGACCUUUGUCAUUGGCGAUAGAUAUGCAGCACACGGUGACCGCUGCAGAUGGCAGCGAUAACGCAGAGAGUGAUGCUCUACACCGUGGCACGACAGGAAGCAAAACGCUAACGGACGAACACGACACUUCUCUAGUGAUGUUCAAGGAUCGCGAGACGCUGUCAUUGGCUAGAGAGCGCACGGACGAGGAAGACGACCCGAAGCACUACGCGUGGCAGCGCGUGGAACAUGCUGUGCUGCUCAUUGGUUGGGGCGAGCGUGGCGACGAACGGUGUCGAACCCGGCUUCACGUGGCAGAGGACAGCGAACGGCAGUGCGAAGAAGCUUCCUAUGACCGCAAACGCUGCGCGCAGCUGAAUUUCUGUCGCUUCUCGGGAGAAACGUACUGGAUCAUACAAAACUCGUGGGGCGAACACUGGGCUGAUGAAGGAAUCGCGAGGUACAGUCCUCGCGGACAUAUGGCGGCAAACAGCGAAUUUGCUCCAUUCGUUGUUGAUGUCAAAGCCGUCUCGCAGAAGAUUCGCUAUGUUGGAAUUGAUGACGGGCUCGAGGAUGAGGAAGACGAUGACCUGUAACCUUUGUUCUUCAAUAGACUCAAAAUUAAUUAUAUCCGAGGAGCAGUCUGGGAGAUUAUCAAUAUAUUUUUUUGUUGUUGAGGUACAGCUCCUACAGAAAUAUUAGCACGCCCAUAUUUAAAUUGUCAUUGUUUGACUGUGUUGUCGUUAAAACCCAUAUUGAUGUUUGUUGCAUCUGCGUUUUCCGUUUUGAUUGUCAAAUAGUUAUAUCGGUGGAAUCAUCAAGAAUUGUAGUGAUCAAGAUUUGAAUCUUCGCUUCCAUUAUAAUAGAUGCGUUGGGUGUAUCAGGAUCCGGAUCCCCAACACCCCGAUGCAGGAUAACCCAACUCCGGAUGCCCCUUACGCUUACCCAUAAGAUGGAGGAGACAAUCACAAUGUUCGUGUUGCAGUGUUUUACUUUAUUCGCAUACUCAUGUGUUGAGGAGGUUGAGCAGUUUGACCUUUGUGCGCCCGGUUAUGCAAAAUGCCGUGAG